CUCGCGGCCGGGUGGAACGCCCUUGCUACGGUCAUCCGCGACAACAACUCCCUGCCUGCGCCCAUGCGAGAGCUCUUCAUCUUGCGCACUGGAGUCCUGAACAAUGCGGCAUAUGUUUGGCUGCAGCACGAGCCCGUCGGACGCGAAGUGGGCUUGACACUCGAGCAGCUGCUCGAGAUUCGCCUUACGCCCGCCUUCCUGUCGCCGCUCACGCCGAAGCCCUCGCUCACCCCCGAGCUCUCCGCCGCGCUGCUGCUCGCCGACUUUAUGACCAACGCAGUCAAGGUGCCUCAGCCUGUCUUCGACGGCCUUCACAAGUUCCUUGACGACAAGCAGAUGGUGGACGCCGUCGCCACCGUUGGAACCUACAACCUCGUCAGUCGAUUUGUGCUCGCGCUCGACGUCGACAGCAAGGCGGACGUCCCCGUACCUCUUCCCGAGUAA
Messenger RNA from Trametes versicolor FP-101664 SS1, 444 nucleotides. RefSeq lists its product as uncharacterized. Gene Ontology annotation, molecular function: peroxiredoxin activity. The annotation marks the transcript as partial. The transcript has 3 exons. Lineage: Eukaryota; Fungi; Basidiomycota; Agaricomycetes; Polyporales; Polyporaceae. The record is from RefSeq and is a predicted model, not a curated record.